UUCACCUCCAAAAUCCUCCUCCAGACUACACCCGUCUACCACCCCAACCCUCGCCCCCCUCCAUCAACGUGCAAUUGCCGCUCAAUUGCUCUCUACCGGCCAUGUCUCAACUCAGCUCUGCCUCGACGGCUCUGCUGCGCACCUGCGCUCGCCAGCAGCCCGCCACCGUCGCCCGAUCCGCGCUUGCCGCUGCUCAGCAACAACGAGGUGCCGCCAAUGCUGGAGCCAAGGCCUCCUUCGAGAGCCCCUUUGGUAGCACUGCGGAGGAAUCGGGUGCGACUUUGAAGAUUCCUAGCUUCAAGAAAUACAUGUCCAAGUCGUCGCCCUCGUCGAACAAGGUGUUCUCGUACUUUGUUGCCGGAACCAUGGGUCUCGGGUCGGCUAUUGGUGCGAAGGCUACUGUGCAUGACUUCCUUACCAACAUGUCCGCCUCUGCCGACGUUUUGGCCCAGGCCAAGGUUGAAAUUGCUCUUGAUGCCAUCCCAGAGGGCAAGAAUGUUAUUAUCAAAUGGCGCGGCAAGCCCGUUUUCAUCCGCCACCGUACCGCAGAAGAAAUCCAGGAGGCCAACGACACUGACUGGAAGUCUCUUCGGGAUCCUCAGCCCGAUGAGGAUCGUGUACAGAAGCCUGAGUGGCUCAUCAUGCUUGGCGUCUGCACUCACCUUGGUUGUGUCCCCAUUGGCGAAGCCGGUGACUUUGGUGGCUGGUUCUGCCCUUGCCACGGUUCUCACUACGACAUCUCCGGCCGUAUUCGCAAGGGACCAGCACCAUUGAACCUCGAGGUUCCCGCAUAUAACUUCCCAUCUGAGGAGUCUCUUGUUAUUGGUUAAGCGUACCAGAAAACGAAAACAAUAUUAAGAGAAAACCAAAAAGACAGGCCCAUCAUUCCCAUGUUUCAAUACUAUCUAUACCUUGUGUUAUCGGUGUGACCGACUCAUCCAUCCAUCAAUCUUGAUCCGAGGCAGAAAGUGCUUUUUUCUUGUUUCAAAAAGAUAUUAUAGAGAAAGAGCGCCAGUGUACUAUCUAUCAUGCUAUUAUUUCUGUUGGAUCUUGUCAGAAGGACAAACAAGCCGCAAAUACGCGCCAAUUGGUUCUGUUGGUUAUUGUUUUUCUUCUGUUUCUUUGAUGUCAUCAGUUGAACGAAGUAGAACCUUUCUUUUGUUUGUAAAUGAAUUUAACCCAAUCACCUAUAA
This is a messenger RNA of Talaromyces proteolyticus, 1193 nucleotides long. RefSeq names its product Rieske [2Fe-2S] iron-sulfur domain-containing protein. The transcript has 4 exons. Gene Ontology annotation, cellular component: membrane. The record is from RefSeq and is a predicted model, not a curated record. Gene Ontology annotation, molecular function: 2 iron, 2 sulfur cluster binding; quinol-cytochrome-c reductase activity. Gene Ontology annotation, biological process: mitochondrial electron transport, ubiquinol to cytochrome c. Lineage: Eukaryota; Fungi; Ascomycota; Eurotiomycetes; Eurotiales; Trichocomaceae. Bases 102 to 830 code for a protein of 242 amino acids.